This is a messenger RNA of Psilocybe cubensis, 1410 nucleotides long. RefSeq lists its product as uncharacterized. NCBI's taxonomy places the organism in Eukaryota, Fungi, Basidiomycota, Agaricomycetes, Agaricales, Agrocybaceae. Gene Ontology annotation, molecular function: magnesium ion transmembrane transporter activity; magnesium ion binding; cobalt ion transmembrane transporter activity. The coding region runs from base 1 to 1410 and encodes 469 amino acids. The record is from RefSeq and is a predicted model, not a curated record. The transcript has 6 exons.
AUGGAUGACUCUCGUAUGUUAAACGCUGGAAGUUUUUCUCCCCCAGAGAUUGAGCUGAGGGUGAGGUCGACCGUCGGUCCUAAUACACUCGUUGAUAUUUUGGAACUGCACUCGGAUGGAGAUUGGACUGUGAAAGAGAAGUUGGGGUCAAGAAGGUUCGCGGAAUACUGCCAGGGGAUUCGAAAACUCGAAGGCAAAGUGCCGACGGUACGGUUAAUACUCCGUUUGGGAGCUCUCCCGGCAGAGCUAGACGGUCCUCUUCUGGAUCAUUGGGUGAGCACGAAUGUACCUUCCACUUCAGCUGUAACUGAUAAUCACUAUGGUGAAGACGGCUUCUUUCAAAUUUCGGACAGACUGAACACUUCAGACUGGAAGUUGUGCCAGGUCUGGUUCUCCCAAAAUUUGAAUCUGAAUGCCACCUCCAACUACGUCAUGCAUGGCGUUCCUUUGGCAACUCAAAGAUACAUCAUGGAUUGGGCGAAGGCCCCCAUUCGAUGUAAAGAGCUACUUCUUCCACUUGCUAUACCUGGCGUCGUAGUGAGCCAGUUUGUGGUAUCUUUGUUCACCGAGUAUGUGGCUAUUGAUAAUGAAACCCACCGAUACGAAACCCGCUCUUUCUCAAGCAAUUGGAAGACAAACGAGGAGCUCGAUGUCAAAAGGCUUCUCUCACAAUCCAAAACUAUCAAGAUGAUAUUGGCCUACGCUGAAAGAUGUCGGAGGACUUGCGAAUAUCUGAACGCGUCUUUGGAGAAAAACGCGGACUUGUUCACGCCUGCGGAAGCUGGAUACUGGGGCCUCGAGAAGGCGAAAGAAUCUCUAGCUGGGGCUUGCUCGCGGAUUGACGACCUUACUUCUGCUGCGACUACUCUGGAUGAGCGCAUUAAGUAUCUGAUUCAACUUGCGUACAAUGAAAUUUCUCAGGCAAACAACCAAGUAAAUUUGGAUAUCGCAAAGCUCACUGCGAGCAUUGCGAUUGCGGCUCAGCACGAUAAUUCUUCCAUGAUUACGAUGGCGGCCGUUACUAUGUUCUUCCUACCCGGUACUUUUGUUGCGACCCUAUUUGGAAUGAACUUCUUCGACAAAACCAAUCAGGGAUCUCUUAUGCUGGCCUCGGAGGGAUGGGUAUUCCUGAUCACUACCAUUCCUUUAACCAUGAUCGUCUUCCUUAUCUGGUAUUUCUGGAAAAGGUGGCGUACUACGAAAGCAAUGAAAGGGCUAGCGAUGUCAAGCAUCACUGGCCCCGAAGUCGAGGUGCUUACGAAUCCGAGUCCAACACCCAUUGUGCUGCCCCAUUCCAAACUUUGGCCGCUUGUCUUCUAUAAAAUUAAAACAUUCCUUAGAUCAUUGGGUAUGCUGCCCCCGAUUGUAGAAACUGAUGUGGAAAAGGGAAGUUUUUGGCACCCUAGUUGA